UCAUGCGAAAAUUGAUCGUCAUGGAUGUCCAACGAGAUCUUAACUACCAGUUCGGUUGGAACCGUUACAUAAUGAAGUACAUGGGUAUCUGGCCGAAAGAGAGGAAAUGGAACCGGCUUUCGAGUUACGUCGUCCUGUUACCAUCCCUCAUGAUGCUGUGUUUCGUGUGUGCUCCACAAACCGCCAAUUUGCCGUUCAUAGUACACGAUUUGAAUCUGAUGGUCGAGAAUUUAGCGAUGGGUAACAUAACCGUCUCGAUUGCGUUCGUGAAGACCAUAAUUUUUUGGGCAAAAAGCGAACCAAUGACGUCUCUACUGAAGUGCAUGGCCAAGGACUGGGCAACGGUGGAAACGAGAACCGGACGAGAAACAAUGAUGAACGUCGCGAAGAUCAGCAGAAAGACUACGAUAGGGUGCUUAAUGCUGUGCCAACUCGUAGUCAUCUCUUACAUGUUCUUACGAUUAUCUACCUUGAAACAGAGCGACAACAAACUGGUCUAUCGUAGCUACUUCCCCUAUAAUGCAAGCGUCAGCCCAAACUACGAACUGACAAUGAUUGGUCAAGUUAUAGGAGGUUCGUACGGAGCAUUGAGUUAUAUAUGCGUGGACACGUUUAUCGUUAUGCUGGUCUUGCACGCUUGCGGACAGUUUUCAAUUCUGAAGGAGGACUUGAGGAACAUUCAUUCGAGUGAUAGAGAAGAUUUUCAAGCGAAAUUGAAGAAAAUUGUUGAGAAGCACAAUUAUAUUAUUGGGUUCGCAGAAACAGUAGAAAAUUGUUUCAACGUAAUGCUUCUGAUUCAAAUGCUCGGUUUCAGCGUUCAACUAUGCUUCCAGUCUUUUCGAGCGAUCACGUCAUUUGAGGACAAAGCAGGGCGAUUUACGAUAAUCCAAAUCAUAUUCCAAAUCAAUCUCAUUAUCUAUAUAGCUUGUGAGAUGGUGCAAUUAUACCUGUAUUGUUACGUGGGCGAAAGACUUAUGAUGGAGAGUACGGAUAUAGCUAACACAGCGUACAAUUGCGAAUGGUACAGUCUACCUCCAAAAGACGCAAGACUACUCAUAAUUAUCAUGUGUCGAGCUAGAGCAUCACCGCUGAAACUUACAGCAGGCAAAUUUUGCUGGUUUACUGUGCUGUUAUAUUCCCAGGUCCUGAAAACCACAAUGUCGUACAUUUCUGUAUUACACGCAGCGAAAAGUUAAUAAAGCAACGAUUCC
This is a messenger RNA of Frieseomelitta varia, 1211 nucleotides long. RefSeq names its product odorant receptor 13a-like. Gene Ontology annotation, molecular function: odorant binding; olfactory receptor activity. The record is from RefSeq and is a predicted model, not a curated record. Bases 3 to 1196 code for a protein of 397 amino acids. Gene Ontology annotation, cellular component: plasma membrane. The transcript is spliced from 7 exons. NCBI's taxonomy places the organism in Eukaryota, Metazoa, Arthropoda, Insecta, Hymenoptera, Apidae. Gene Ontology annotation, biological process: detection of chemical stimulus involved in sensory perception of smell; sensory perception of smell.